GUCUUGUUGGAGAGUAAGAUUGAUUGACUGCGGUACUCGCUCGCUCGGUCAAGCCAGCACAAUUGUUCCAAUCCAUCCCCAUCGCCAGGCGAGGUCAAAAGAACGACCACAAAUAGACGAUGGCCUCUCCUGACAACGUUGGCUGUCAGACGCCGCUGACCAGCUCGAGCGCUGGAUUUCUACUGGAACACCAGGCCGAGCGCUAUCAGCGCAUGUUCGCUCUCUAUCGCCAUUUCGGAUUGCAGUCCAAUAUCAUAGUUGCUGCUUCGUAUUCCCAUCGAGACCUGUCCAUCGGACAUGUCGUUCGGCAGUAUCCCCAGCUGGGCAUGAUUCAUUUUGAUCGCUUAUCGGAAGAGAAAAAGCAUCAAAAUGAGCAUCUGGAGUUCGUGGAUCUUUCGAUCGAAGAUGAAGAGGCUCGCGGAUUGGGCAGCGUCAUAGAGAGAUAUCGUGGAAUGUGGUUUGAAGAAGCCUCGACCGACUCAAAGCCACCAUGGAAACUGAUCGUGAUAAACGCCCGACAUGUCCUUUUCGUAUUCGACCACUAUAUCACUGAUGGGCGAGGGGCCGUCGCUUUCCACGAAUCUCUUCUGGAUGCCCUCAAUUCAAUUGAUGAACAACCGGAUUCUAUAUCCAGUAUUGUACCGGUUUCAAUCGAUCAGCCUCUCGAAGACGACCCGACCGAGCGAUGCACGACGCGAUUCUCCCUUCUUUGGACUAUCUACAAUGCCGUCCGCUUCCACGUUCUUCGGUUUCUCUACGGCGGAGCUGAUCUUUUCUUCCACGAUGCAACAUACCCAAAGAGAGAAUUUGUGUACAGCAAGCCGAGCAGGGACUUACACUCUCCCGUCACCAGGUUAGAGUCUCUUCGACUCGAUGCUACCACCAUGCAGAAGUGCCUCCAGGCAUGUCGAAAGAACAAUACCUCGUUCACGAGUCUCCUCCACACCCUGACGAAGGUCGGUCUAGCAGUCGACAUCUACCCCAAUGCACGAUUCAGUUGGUCUCAAACGGCGAUCGACAUGCGUCGUGAACUGCAAACAUGUCGGUCUUCCCUUGAGCAGUCUCGAGCCAUGACCAAUGCCUCAAGUGCAAUGUGGAGCUUUGAUCGACUGGGACCGUUCCGUCAGGCAGGCACAGUUUCGGAACUUGCUGCGAAGGGAUCUGACUAUCCAGUGGAUGCUGGCCUCGUAUGGACAUUAGCGGCACGACACAAAGCUGACCUGGCUUACGAUCUGUCCUCCGGGAAGACAAGCGCACAGGGAUUCCAAGCGUUAAAGCUUAUAGGAGAGCAUCAGGAAGACUUUGCCUCUAAGCUCCUUCCAGGGCUAAGUCUCGUUUCGAGAAACGCGUUCUCUGUGUCUAAUUUAGGCGUCUUUUGUCCCAGGCCCGAGGGACCUUCCGCAUCACCAGAUGCACGAUGGAAGGUGUGUGGAAUGGAGUUUUCCGGAGGCGCCAUCCUUGGGGGUGUUGGGCCCGAAUUGGUGAUUAACGCAGCUGGUGUGUUGGACGGGGCUUGUGUGAUUCAUGCGGCGUAUCAGCAAGGUGUUCUCAGGGAAGACGUCGUGAAGACGCUUAUGGUGGGCAUCGAGGGUCGAUUGAAAGCUAUGAUUGAGUGA
Molecule: messenger RNA, 1616 nt
Organism: Aspergillus steynii IBT 23096
Lineage: Eukaryota; Fungi; Ascomycota; Eurotiomycetes; Eurotiales; Aspergillaceae
Exons: 4
Coding region: 120-1616 (498 amino acids)
Source: RefSeq, a predicted model, not a curated record